This is a messenger RNA of Myripristis murdjan (pinecone soldierfish), 1140 nucleotides long. Its product is annotated as protein FAM180A-like. NCBI's taxonomy places the organism in Eukaryota, Metazoa, Chordata, Actinopteri, Holocentriformes, Holocentridae. The transcript is spliced from 3 exons. Bases 136 to 642 code for a protein of 168 amino acids. The record is from RefSeq and is a predicted model, not a curated record.
AGGAGAUGCAGCAGCCGGGUGGUCUGAGUAUUAUCUAACACUGACACAGUUCUAGUGGAGCGCAGCCUGCAGACGCUCUGCCUCUGGCCAGUCUCUGUUAUGUGCAACUAAUUCGACCAGAGUCACUGGGCCACCAUGCUGCCCGGCAGGGUGGUUGUCUUCGGUCUGCUCUACUGCUUCAUCAACACAGUCGCCACACAACGUCUGAACAAAGUCCUGUUCCCAACUGCGCUCAGAAUCAAGAGAGGGACAGCAACACUGGUGAACCCCACUUUCCACAAGUCCUUAGACGAUGUUAAUCUACUUUUCGAGAUACUUCUGUCAGGCCUACAUUUUGGAGACAGCCAGCAGGUCACAGUGAAAGAUGCUGAGCUCGCCUCCCUCCGAAAGACAAAAAGCCUGGAGGUCAUCUGUACGGAUAUCAUGCCCAGAAAGCUGCCUGAAAUACGCAGGCUGACCUCUGACCUUUCAAGUUACACCGGCCACCUACAUCAGGAUGAUUUUGAGCGUACUCUGUUGACCAUGGUGUUCACCGCCCAGCAUAUGGUCAACUCCACCACUGACCACCAAAGAGAUAUUUGGGCAGAGUCCUUUGUUAGCUUGUAUAAGGCCAUAAAGAAGGAUCUGACUGGAAAACAUUGAUUGGAUACCAGUUUUAUAAGCAAUGGCUCCAUUUGGGAGCAUGUAAGACCAUUUUGGGAAACAUCCACUUUGUUUGGACUGUCCCCUUAGACUAGACUAUCAGUUUUUUAUCAGUUAACCAACCUGUCCUGUGUUAUAAUUCAACUUUGCAACAUCAAAAGGCUCUCCAAACAGGUAAAAACUAAUGAUUAUAACUAUUAAACAAUUAGAAUAGUUUUAUACUUUAUUAAUGACUACAGGUAAAGACCAAGAGCAUGGUCCCUGAGCAAUUCAGAGAAAUUCAGAGCUCUGAUUUUUCCAACUUGACGUCAGUGAUGACAUCUAACAUGAUGGUAUUCACUGUUAAUGGUAAGAAUGGUGUAUGUUUAUGGUUCUAAGAAGUUAUAAAAUGAUUGAAAAAGUAUCUGUGGACGUUUAAAUGCAUAAUUUGAUGUGCACUUAUGCAAGGUGUGAAAUAUGUUUAUAUUUGGCUCUGAUUACAGCAAUAUGUGGAAUUUA